Molecule: messenger RNA, 1557 nt
Organism: Funneliformis mosseae
Lineage: Eukaryota; Fungi; Glomeromycota; Glomeromycetes; Glomerales; Glomeraceae
Source: the annotation of a GenBank genome assembly
AUGGCGUCCAAAUUGAAUACAGAUUGUUUGGAGGAAAUUUUUGGAUUUUUAGAGUUGGAUGGGAUGGGUCAUGAAACAACAUUACGAUCAUGUAUUCUACAUCCAUGUAUCUUGGUUAAUCGACAAUGGUGUUUUAGUGCGGUUAGAAUAUUAUGGAGUAACCCGUGGCAUUUUAGAAAGGACCUUGAAUGUGUCAAACCCAGCAUCAUCAACACAUACAUAUCAACAUUUUCUAAAGAAUCCAAAGAACGAUUAAUAGAGAACAAGAUCAUUCUACAAAGUGAAGCGGAAACGCAACCGACAUUUAAUUAUGCCUGGUUCUUGAGAAAUUUACAUUUGUUUCAUUUAGAAAUGACAUUAAAAUCAUGGUUUCAAUCUUUUCAACAACGACGACGGAGUGGUGAUAUAACGAUGUCAAGGGGGAUUUGUUCAAUAAAUUAUAAACUUGUCUUUGAAGAAUUAUUAAAUAAUUUCUUUACCACAUCACCCUGUAUCUUAAAGUUAAGUAUUUCUGCUUAUGAUAAUAUAACCUGUUUAACAAAUUCUAUUGAACAAACUCCAAAAUCGAUCGAUUGCUUAGCCAAUUUACGAUAUUUUCGGAGUAGUGGUGAUCUUCCUUCGAUGCCAAAAUUAUUUUCCCUCCUUUCCAACAUAAGUCCAAAUCUUUUAAAAUUACAAAUCGAUCGUUACAUAAUCACCGAAGAAUUAGCGGAUUUAAUUAACGCUCAAAAAGAUUUAAAGGAAAUCUUUUUUCACAAACAUCCAAGUUUAAGGCAUCGUCCGUUAUCCUUAUCGAAUAACAAGAUAGGCACAUCGUUAAUUAAUAAAUCUCGUUCAAUUAAAUUAUUAGAAAUUAAAGGAGUUUAUUUUCAAGCGCAAAUGUUUUCAAAUUUUGAAAAUCUAAGAGAAUUAUAUAUUAAAAUCUGUGGUGGAAUGAAGUAUACUCGGGAGGAAUUAUUACCCUUGGCCUUCGUUUCUUUAAAUCAUUUACAAAAAUUAUUUUGGCAUUCAACUCAUUACAUUUACCUAGAUUUAUUUCCAAACUUUUUUAGAAAUAGUGGAAAACGUUUGAAAGUCAUUACCAUUAAAGGGUUUAUGAUUUCAGAUCCAAAGGGUGCUGGAUUAUUAAUCAAUAGUGUAGCGAAGUAUUGUGUUAACUUGAGAUCUUUCUCUGGACCGAUUUUAAUAGAAAAUGUUGCGGAGUUAACAAGGUUGUUGGAAAAUUGUAAUGAAUUACAGAGUUUAUCAUUGCAUCCUUCAAGGAAAAAAUGUUAUGGACCACAAAUUAAAGGAUAUUUCGAUGAUUUGAUGAACGUUUUGAUUGAUCAGCAAGGCGGUCAUUUAUCGGAAUUGAUAUUAGCACACAAUUGGACCUUUAAUAUCGGAUGUUUUGAAAGGUUAAUGAAGAAAUUUGAAAAAUUACAAAAGAAGAAAUUUAAUUUUGUUUGUGAUGUGAAUAUUCUGGGAGAUCCUAUACUUGAAAACAUUGUAAAUAGAUUCGUGGAGUUGGGAAUUUUAAAAGAAAUCGAUACCGGUUAUGUUGAAUUUGGUUAUUAG